UACCAAUAGCAGAAGUCAUAAUGGUGGAAUAGUUUUCAUGCAAAUAUGGAUAAUAAAUAAAAAGAAAUGUAACAUCUACCGAUCUAUUCCCUUGGUUUGUGCAAUAAAUUUUUAUUUGAAUUUGUGUUCAAUAGAGAAAUGAAUGUGUUUCGCAACAAAUAAAGAACGUUUGUUUAGUAGAAUGUCGCGAAUUAAAUCGCGUACACAAAUCGAAAUUUGUGGCGACUGUGGUGGAGACCCAUCAUGGGCUUCAAUCAAUCGAGGCAUAUUGCUAUGUUCCGAAUGCUGUUCGGUACAUCGAUCAUUAGGACGUCAUAUAUCCCAAGUUAAAUCACUUCGUCAGGGCAGUUGGCCGCCAUCAGUUUUCACAUUUGUCAAUGCAUUAAAUUCACAUGGAGCCAACAGCGUCUGGGAACAUUGUUUAAUGGACUCGGUGGCGCCAAAAGGACUGAAAAGAAAGCCAACACCCAAAGAUCCACUGCAUCCGACGAAGGCUGAUUUCAUACGUGCCAAACAUGUUAAUCUCUCAUUUGUGCUGAAACCGAAUUCGCUGCAAUUGGAAGAUGGCGGAGGUGGCAAUUUGGAAAACGAACUCAGUAAACAAUUACGAGCUAGCGUACGAUCAGCCAAUUUAGAAAUGUCGUUAAGGUUUUUAGUGCAAGGAGCCGAUCCCAAUUACUAUCAUGAGGAAACUGGUUCCACGCCACUUCAUGUCGCAGCCAAAUCGGGACAAGCCUCGCAAAUCGAAUUAUUAAUUGUUUACGGAGCUGAUGUAGCUGCAAAGGAUUCACAAGGCAAUACAGCCAUCGAAAUAGCAAGAAAUAAUAAAAAUUUCGCUAUCGCUGAUCGCUUAACCGAAGCACUAUAUGAGGUGACGGAUCGACUGACAAUGUUUUUGGGUGGUAAGAAACCGGAUCACGCAAGCGGCCAACAUUUUACGUUUCCGGAACAGACAAAUAUCGAGAUUAGUGAGCAAUUAAAAAUUGCUCGAGGUAAAUUACAGUUAGUACCAAAUAGAAUGUUUGAGGAGCUGGUAAUGGAUCUGUACGAUGAGGUGGAUCGAAGAGAAAUGGAAGCAAUAUGGGCCACCAGUGCACUGAAUCCGGACAUUGGCGCCGUACCAUUUUUACCGACAAAUCCACAUUUGAGUGCGACACGAAAUCAAGGGCGCCAGAAACUAGCUAGAUUCAGUCCCAGUGAAUUUGCUGGUCUAGUCACUGAUGUCUUGGUCGAUGCUCGUAGACGGCAAAAUAUGGCAGCUCUACGACCAAUAGACUCACCCUUGAUUCCAAAUAUUGCUUUGCUGAGACAACAAACUAAUCGCCAAUCGAAUCUAUCAGACGACGAACCUCUAUAUGAUGCGGUUGCAUCUGAUGAUGACUAUGCGGCCUUAGUACCAGCUCCGCAACAGACAUUUGUGCACAAGGGACCGAUAAAUACAAUAUCCAAUACGGAAGUGGAGAAUUUACGGCGAAAGUUGUUGGAAUCAUUUUCCGAGAUCGAUGAACUCAAAUCAAUGGUCGAAAAAUUAUCGUUCGAGAAUGAUCAACUGAAGUCGCGCAUAGAUCCUAAUGACACAACCGCUGACUUCGAUGUACCAUUGAGAAUCGACAUUCAAACAAAUGGUGCCGAUGAGACUGAAACAGAAAAUGAACCCGUUUCUGAUGGAAGAUCCAGCAAACGACCGGUCAGUAUGUUUGAGCCACGUGAAGGCCCCUACACGAAGGCUCAACAGAUAACCGAGAGUCGAACGACCAAUAGUAUGUACCAAAUGGCCGUUCAAAAGCGCGUCGAUCCAACACUUCCGCUGAGCGAAGAAGUGAAACACAGGACUGAUUUAGUGACCAGACGCAUACAGGAACUGUGGUCGGCCAUGCAAGAUGUAACUUUGAAAGAUGCCUUUGUACCUUGCUCGGAACGGAUACGCGUUGCUGUAGCUGAACUAGCGGCAAUUUUCCCAACAGCUAUCGUUGACGAAACUAUUAAGACGGCUCUAAAACAAUUGAAUCAAAAUACCGGUCACAUACAGACAUCGUGCACGCGACUGCAACGAGCUUUAUUAAACGAUGACAUCACAACGUCGGAUUUAUUUAUGCAGGAGGUGCGUAAUUACGCAUACAAUUUGGCAAUGGCAACCAAAAUGUUAGUUACGCAGUUUCCGUAACGUGUCGAAAACCGAUUUAAUAUAACUAACUCAAUUCUAUGAUAAGACGUAUAAUCCUAUUUCUAAGCAAAAAAAAACAUAUACUACCACCUUGCCAUCACGAAUACAUUCAAAUAUAUUUAACCAGUUAA
Bradysia coprophila is the source of this 2295-nucleotide messenger RNA. It is a transcript of the gene Git, whose product is annotated as ARF GTPase-activating protein GIT1. NCBI's taxonomy places the organism in Eukaryota, Metazoa, Arthropoda, Insecta, Diptera, Sciaridae. Gene Ontology annotation, molecular function: GTPase activator activity; small GTPase binding. Gene Ontology annotation, cellular component: synapse. The record is from RefSeq and is a predicted model, not a curated record. Gene Ontology annotation, biological process: regulation of G protein-coupled receptor signaling pathway; regulation of ARF protein signal transduction; synaptic vesicle recycling.